AUGAACGGAUCCUCCCCGGUGGUGAAGUUCAAUGCUACGGGCUGCAGGAUCACGGCAGAAGGCCCUAUCCGAUAUCAAGUCCGGAACCGGCAGCACCUUCCCAGCGGGACGGGGGGCGGGUGUGGGCCCGCCGGGGUCUGGAUUGAGCUGGUUGCACUGCUGCCCCACCGAAAGAAAAGGAGAGCCACACACCCCCGGCACCACGUGUUUAUGGUGGUGGUGGUGGUGGUGAAAGGAAGAACCCCGGAAGGAAGAACACACCAGUACGACACCAGUACGACCAAAUCCAAGAGUGAAACCAACCAGGUGAAAGAGGAGCCGUCACCGGGGUCACCCGGGUGGGGCGGUCCAAACGGUCUGAGGCCCGACAUGACCUGGAGCGGAGGGGCGGGGAGGGGAAAAGGCGACCGAAGCCCGCAGCUGCACGCGGCACACACCGCCUCAGACGCGCGCGCUUCACCUCCGGUGGGGCCCCCCCACCACCACACACUAUCAUGUACAGCGGCCCUACUACGUGGUAGAGUCCUAGACUUCCAUUGCGAUCAGGAUCGGGAGGCAACACAACAUCACCCACAGGGGACAUCGCCCCAGGACUAUAGGCUCAAAGCGCUCUGCCGCUUCAAGCUCCCCAAGCCAUGUCGUACAACCGUGUGCCGUCGCCAGAUCCGUAGGCCCCCCAGCCACUGCAGCUACUGCGCCAAUGUCUCAGUUGUGGUGUCCGCGAAGGCGGCCUUCGGCCGCUUCCGUACCACCUCGCCAUUCGGCCUACGGGCCUAUCCGCCGCCGCCGCCGCCGCUGCCGCCGCUGCGGCGGCUGAUGCCGAAAGGGCGGCUUCGCGCGCCGGCCACAAGCAGCGUCGUCGCCGUCACUACUCCUACGGCCCGCAGCCGCUCGUGCAUCAGCGCUGCCGCGAUUGCCUGGCCGACCCAGCUAGCCACGCCGGCGCCGCUGCCACAGGGGGCUGCUCGCGACUUCUCGUCACCUUCCCAGGACUGCGGUUGCGGCGAAACCGCCGCCUGCGGUGCCACUGUUCUAGGCGUCGCGGGGCCACCUCCCGAGCCUGAGGAGCAAACGCCAGCGAUGCCGCUGCCGCCGCCGCCGCCGCCGCCGCUGCCUCGGCGCCGCCGUCCCGGUGUCUUGCGGCCCUUGGGUACGGCCCUGGCGGCGGCUGCCCACAGAACUGCCUGCUCCACCUCCUUAGGGCCUAACUUAGUGUACGGCUCCUUCCAUGGCUUGGGCACCCAGGACCCCUCCUGUCGACCUUACGGCAAUAACCCGGCCCGACCCACACAACCCCACACCUGCUCAGUAGUAAGUAUGUAUGUACGUAAGUGA
Molecule: messenger RNA, 1335 nt
Organism: Volvox carteri f. nagariensis
Lineage: Eukaryota; Viridiplantae; Chlorophyta; Chlorophyceae; Chlamydomonadales; Volvocaceae
Exons: 8
Coding region: 1-1335 (444 amino acids)
Source: RefSeq, a predicted model, not a curated record